This is a messenger RNA of Cavenderia fasciculata, 105 nucleotides long. RefSeq lists its product as uncharacterized. The transcript has a single exon. Bases 1 to 105 code for a protein of 34 amino acids. Lineage: Eukaryota; Evosea; Eumycetozoa; Acytosteliales; Cavenderiaceae. The record is from RefSeq and is a predicted model, not a curated record.
AUGUCAGCUCCAAUUACACCACAACAACAACAAGUGUAUAUGCAAUCACCAGCUCAAGUACAAGCCAAAGAGGCAAUUGAGCGUGUAAAGCAAGCCACUUUAUGA